Mugil cephalus (flathead mullet) is the source of this 7113-nucleotide messenger RNA. It is a transcript of the gene cltcl1, whose product is annotated as clathrin, heavy chain-like 1. The transcript has 33 exons. The record is from RefSeq and is a predicted model, not a curated record. Gene Ontology annotation, molecular function: clathrin light chain binding; structural molecule activity. Gene Ontology annotation, biological process: receptor-mediated endocytosis; intracellular protein transport. NCBI's taxonomy places the organism in Eukaryota, Metazoa, Chordata, Actinopteri, Mugiliformes, Mugilidae. Bases 418 to 5475 code for a protein of 1685 amino acids. Gene Ontology annotation, cellular component: clathrin-coated endocytic vesicle; clathrin complex; clathrin coat of trans-Golgi network vesicle.
CACUGACAGCUCUGUGAAAGAAAAAAAACAAACCAAAACAAAGCGAUCCACGACACGGGAUGCUUAUGCAAAGUCAUCGCUUACAAUAAGUGGGAUUUUAAGGACAGCCCCGUCUCCUUACAAGGCACCAGGAAGCACCGACUCCGCUCAGUAGGAGUUAACGCGGACUAGUUUCCUCAGCGGAGGUGCGGAGUUUUUGAUUCAGGACUCUGUGCAGUGGGGGGGAUACUGAAUGGGAGCAGUCACUGGAUUCGUGCGAUACCAACGCAAGCCACCCAGACCACCUACUACUGCCCAUCAAUUUUGACUUUUUGGGGCGUUCAGGGCACACAAAGAAGCAAGACCACCUCUGUCCUCUUGUUGUCCCCUUCCCCUCUCCUUCCUCACGGAGUCUGCAGACAGAGAAAUCCUCCAGAAAUGGCUCAGAUACUGCCGAUACGAUUUCAGGAACAUCUGCAGUUGCAGAACCUGGGUGUGAACCCGGCCAACAUUGGCUUCAGCUAUCUGACCAUGGAGUCGGACAAGUUCAUCUGCAUCCGAGAGAAGGUGGGCGAGCAGAACCAGGUGGUGAUCGUGGACAUGUCGGACCCCACCAACCCGAUCCGGAGGCCGAUCUCCGCCGACAGCGCCAUCAUGAACCCCACCAGCAAGGUCAUCGCCCUGAAAGACGCCGCCAGGACGCUGCAGAUCUUCAACAUCGAGAUGAAGAGCAAGAUGAAGGCUCACACCAUGACAGAGGAGGUCAUGUUCUGGAAGUGGAUAUCCGUGAAUACCGUUGCUUUGGUGACGGAUACCGCAGUCUAUCACUGGAGCAUGGAGGGGGACUCCCAACCAGCCAAAGUGUUCGAUCGGCACGCCAGUCUGGCAGGAUGUCAGAUCAUUAACUACAGAACUGACGAGCAACAGAAGUGGCUGCUGCUGAUAGGGAUCUCUGCACAGCAAAACCGUGUGGUUGGAGCGAUGCAGCUGUAUUCAGUGGACAGGAAAGUGUCCCAGCCCAUCGAGGGCCAUGCUGCUGCCUUCGGGGAGUUCAAGGUGGAGGGAAAUGCCAAACCUUCCACCCUCUUCUGCUUUGCUGUGCGCUCACAGGCCGGAGGAAAGUUACACAUAAUUGAAGUUGGUCAGCCGGCCACAGGAAACCAGCCAUUUGCUAAGAAAGCAGUUGAUGUGUUCUUCCCACCAGAGGCCCAGACAGACUUUCCAGUAGCUAUGCAGAUUGGCAGUAAACACGGUGUAAUAUAUUUGAUCACAAAGUACGGUUACAUUCACCUGUACGACCUGGAGUCUGGAGUGUGCAUCUACAUGAACCGAAUCAGUGCAGAGACCAUCUUUGUUACUGCUCCACAUGAAGCCACCUCGGGAAUCAUUGGUGUCAACAAGAAGGGACAGGUGUUGUCGGUGUGUGUUGAAGAGGAAAACAUCGUCAACUACGCCACGAACGUCCUGCAGAACCCCGACUUAGCUCUGAGGAUGGCUGUGAGGUCGAACCUUGCCGGGGCCGAGGAGCUUUUUGCCAGGAAGUUCAACACUCUGUUUGCUCAGGGAAGUUAUUCAGAGGCUGCAAAGGUUGCUGCAUCAGCACCAAAGGGUAUCCUGCGGACGGCGGAAACCAUCCGUAAGUUUCAGAGUGUCCCGGCCCAGCCAGGUCAGGCCUCUCCACUCUUGCAGUACUUCGGGAUUCUUUUGGACCAGGGCCAGCUCAACAAGUUUGAGUCUUUGGAGCUGUGCAGGCCAGUCCUGCAGCAGGGCCGCAAGCAGCUGCUGGAGAAAUGGCUAAAGGAGGACAAGCUGGAGUGCUCAGAGGAGCUGGGAGACCUGGUGAAGGCCUCUGACCCCACACUCGCUCUUAGUGUGUAUCUCAGAGCUAACGUCCCCAACAAGGUCAUCCAGUGCUUUGCAGAGACUGGCCAGUUCCAGAAGAUAGUGUUGUAUGCUAAAAAGGUGGGCUACACGCCAGACUGGGUGUUUCUGCUGAGAAAUGUGAUGCGUGUUAAUCCAGACCAGGGACUGCAGUUUGCCCAGAUGCUGGUCCAGGACGAGGAGCCUCUGGCCAACAUCAACCAGAUCGUGGAUGUGUUCAUGGAGGGGAGCCUGAUCCAGCAGUGCACCUCCUUCCUUUUGGAUGCUUUAAAGAACAACCGGCCGGCCGAAGGACACCUACAGACACGUCUGCUUGAGAUGAACCUCAUACACGCCCCUCAGGUGGCAGAUGCAAUCCUGGGGAACCAGAUGUUCACGCACUAUGACCGUGCCCACGUUGCUCAGCUGUGCGAGAAGGCGGGGCUGCUGCAGAGAGCUCUUGAACACUACACCGACCUCUAUGAUAUCAAACGAGCCGUGGUGCACACACAUCUGCUCAACCCCGAGUGGCUGGUGAACUUUUUCGGCUCCCUGUCGGUCGAAGACUCCGUGGAGUGUUUGAGGGCCAUGCUGUCGGCAAACAUCCGGCAGAACCUGCAGCUGUGCGUCCAGGUAGCAUCGAAGUAUCACGAGCAGCUGGGAACUCAGACAUUAGUGGAGCUUUUUGAAUCGUUCAAGAGUUAUGAGGGCCUGUUUUACUUCCUUGGGUCGAUUGUGAAUUUCAGCCAGGAGCCAGACGUUCACUUUAAGUACAUCCAGGCUGCCUGUAAGACCGGCCAGAUCAAAGAAGUGGAGAGAAUCUGCAGAGAGAGCAACUGUUACGACCCAGAGAGGGUUAAAAACUUCCUCAAGGAGGCUAAGCUCACAGACCAGCUUCCUCUUAUCAUUGUGUGUGAUCGCUUUGACUUCGUCCACGACCUGGUGCUCUACCUCUACCGCAACAGUCUGCAGAAAUACAUUGAAAUUUACGUACAGAAAGUGAACCCCAGUCGUUUACCGGUGGUGAUCGGCGGCUUACUGGACGUUGACUGUGCUGAGGAUGUCAUCAAGAACCUGAUCAUGGUCGUCAGAGGGCAGUUUUCCACUGAUGAACUGGUGGAGGAAGUAGAGAAGAGGAACAGGUUGAAGCUUUUAUUGCCGUGGCUGGAGUCCCGUAUCCACGAAGGAUGCGAGGAGCCAGCCACCCACAACGCCCUGGCCAAGAUCUACAUCGACAGUAACAACACGCCUGAGCGUUUCCUGAAGGAGAACCCGUUCUACGACAGUGCCGUGGUCGGACGCUACUGCGAGAAGAGGGACCCCCACCUGGCCUGUGUCGCCUACGAGAGAGGACAGUGUGACCUGGACCUCAUCAAAGUGUGCAAUGAGAAUUCUUUAUUUAAAAGCGAGGCUCGGUAUCUGGUACGAAGGAAAGAUCCAGAGCUUUGGGCAAACGUGUUGGAAGAAAACAACCCUUACAGAAGACAACUCAUUGACCAGGUGGUGCAGACAGCUCUGUCAGAGACCCAAGACCCAGAGGAGGUGUCAGUCACAGUCAAGGCCUUCAUGACUGCAGACCUGCCCAAUGAGCUCAUCGAACUGCUGGAGAAGAUCGUACUUGAUAACUCAGUCUUCAGUGAACACAGAAACCUCCAGAAUCUGUUGAUACUGACGGCCAUCAAGGCAGACCGUACGCGUGUUAUGGAGUACAUCAACAGGCUGGACAACUACGAUGCUCCCGAUAUUGCGAACAUCGCUAUUAGCAACGAGCUCUUUGAGGAGGCGUUCGCUAUUUUCAAGAAGUUUGAUGUGAACACCUCGGCCAUACAGGUAUUGAUAGAGCACAUAGGGAACUUGGAUCGUGCCUACGAGUUUGCGGAGCGAUGCAACGAGCCCGCGGUUUGGAGCCAGUUAGCCAGAGCCCAGCUGCAGAGAGACCUAGUCAAAGAGGCCAUCGACUCGUACAUUAAAGCCGUUGACCCGUCGGCGUACAUGGAGGUGGUGAACGCAGCCAGCAAGAACAAUAACUGGGAAGACUUGGUGAAGUUUCUACAGAUGGCUCGAAAGAAAGCCAGAGAGUCGUACGUGGAGACUGAGCUCAUCUUUGCUUUAGCUAAAACGAACCGUCUGGCAGAGCUGGAAGAAUUUGUCAGUGGGCCCAACAAUGCUCACAUACAGCAGGUUGGCGAUAGAUGUUACGAAGAAGGCAUGUACGAAGCAGCCAAACUCCUGUACAACAAUGUGUCCAACUUUGCUCGACUUGCCUCCACAUUAGUCCACCUGGGAGAGUACCAGGCAGCCGUGGACAGCGCCAGGAAAGCCAACAGCACACGGACGUGGAAGGAGGUGUGUUUUGCGUGUGUGGACGGCGAGGAGUUUCGGCUGGCGCAAAUCUGUGGCCUUCACAUCGUGAUCCACGCCGACGAGCUGGAGGACCUGAUCAGCUACUAUCAGGAUCGCGGGUAUUUCGAGGAGCUCAUCGCUCUGCUGGAGGCCGCGUUGGGCCUGGAGCGGGCCCACAUGGGGAUGUUCACGGAGCUCGCCAUCCUCUACUCAAAGUUCAAACCUCAGAAGAUGAGAGAGCACCUGGAGCUCUUCUGGUCCAGGGUCAACAUCCCAAAGGUCCUCCGUGCAGCAGAGCAGUCUCAUUUAUGGGCAGAGCUGGUUUUCCUGUACGAUAAAUACGAGGAGUACGACAACGCCGUUCUCACCAUGAUGAGCCACCCAACGGACGCGUGGAAAGAAGGGCUUUUCAAAGACACUAUCGCUAAGGUUGCCAAUGUGGAGCUGUACUACAAAUCUCUUUCCUUCUACCUGGAAUUCAAACCGCUCCUGCUCAAUGACCUGCUGACUAUUCUGUCUCCUCGGCUGGACCACAACCGAGCUGUCAGCUUUUUUAGCAAGAUGAACCAGCUGAAGUUGGUCAAGCCUUACUUGAGGUCUGUCCAGAGUCACAACAACAAAUCCGUCAAUGAAGCUCUGAACAAUCUGCUGACAGAGGAGGAAGACUACCAGGGCCUGAGAGCGUCCAUUGAUGCGUACGACAACUUUGACACCAUCGGCCUGGCCCAGAGGUUAGAGAAACACGAACUGAUCGAGUUCAGACGUAUCGCUGCUUAUCUGUACAAGGGAAACAACCGCUGGCGACAGAGCGUGGAGCUCUGCAAGAAAGACAAACUCUACAAGGAUGCCAUGCUGUACGCUGCAGAGUCCAAGGAUGCUGAGCUGGCAGAGACUCUGCUCCAGUGGUUCCUGGAGGAGGGCAGGAAGGAGUGCUUUGCCGCCUGCCUGUUCGCGUCUUAUGAUCUCCUGCACCCUGACGUGGUGCUGGAGGUGGCCUGGAGGCACAACAUCAUGGACUUCGCCAUGCCCUACUUCAUCCAGGUCAUGAGAGAGUACCUCACAAAGGUUGAUGAGUUUGCAGCGAAGGUGACGGUGGACAAACUGGACGAGGCAGAAAGCCAAAGGAAAACUGAAGAGGAGGUGACCGAGCCUCAGCCGAUUGUGUUUGGCCAGCAGCUGAUGUUGACCGCGUCUCCCACUCCUGUGGCUCCUCCGCCAGCGUACCCGGGCUACGGCUACCCUGCUGCCGCCGCAGGCUUCCCUGCUCAGCCUGCUUACGGCUUCAACAUGUAGAACCCCACCUCCUCCUCCUCCUCCUCCACCUCCUCCUCCACCUCCACAUAUCUCUCUCUUUGUCCCUCUCCCUCCCCGACACACACUCGCACACAUCCUCGGACUUGAACCACACUGAAACGUGCUGCUCUUGAUCUCAAGUGGCGGCGCAGAGACUGCUGACAUUUCACUGGCCUUCACUCCCCAGUGAGACUCCACCUGAGUUCACUGAAACCGCAACAGAAACUCUUCCUCUCCAGUCUCUCCUCCCCCUCCCCCGCGUCUCCUUUCCACUCGGACGUUAUAACCGCAUCACUGAUCUACACGGCAUGAAGUCACCUCUCAGCUCCUAGAGGAUUUAACACACUGAAGAUAACAUUAGUUGCACCAAACCACUCUGUCCUGUUGCUGUUCCACGUAGACUUUGUUAACCAUAGAGCAGCUUUUUUUUUUUUAUUUUCGGUUUCUUUUCAGCACUGAAGAAGAAGAAGAAGAGACUCUACUGAGGAGCGGAGGGGCACGUGUGUUUGUGUGUCUCCCCCUCCCUCCUAAAGCACUGUUACAGCCUUGCAUACUCGGAGGAGGCCGCAAAAGAAAAAGAAAGAGAUGGGCUCAUUUUAAUUUCACAACUGUCUCGUGAACCGAUUAGGAAAGACAGUUACUGUGCAAUAGUUUUGUUUGUCCUUUCACAACAGGUACAAAGUGUUUGCUGUAUGUGGACUAAGAACACUUGUAUGUGAGGUUACGGUUUGUGUGUGUGUGUGUGUGUGUGUGUGUGUGUGUGUGUGUGUGUGUGUGUGUGUGUGUGUGUGUGUGUGUGUGUGUGUGUGUGUGUGUGUGUGUGUGAGAGAGUGUGUGUGUUUAGCCUCCUCGAAAGCCUUUGUGGGAUAUUUUGCCAAACCAAGAGACACUCAAUGAAAUGUUCAUCCCCUUGCAGCCGCAAACCAGUUGACUUUUCAGACUCUGAUACCGGACUUCUGGAGUUUCAGGACGGUUAUGAUUUAAAAGGCAAAAGAAAGCAGGUGAAGAAGAAGGAAAAAAAAAAAAAAAAAGAAGAAGCUACACGCUGUAGUCGGUGCAUGUGCUGCCAAACUAUAAUGCUGCAACCAGGAGCACAAUUUCCAUGUUACACUCAAGUAUAUCAAGUAUUACUAAUGUUGUGUCAAAAAAAACAAAAAAAAAACUAAGUGAUGUACAACAAAACUUUCUCACCCAACUAACAGAGAACGUUGAUGAAGCGCCGACGGACUCGAGAAAACGCAGAGGGACAUUAAUUCACAUCCUGGUGCCAGCUGGUUAAGAAAAAAAAAUCAUUACUGUACUGAAAACAGUGUAUAAUUUAAAUAUAUUGAAAUACUAAUCAAAGAAGUCAGAUAUUGAAAACCGUAUGUAUUGUCUAUAGUGUGUGUUGUAGUCUAAAAAAAAAAAAAAGCAUAAUGAUUUUUGUAAGAAAAAGGACAAAAUGCAAAAAAACAGCAAGUUAAUAAACGGUGAAGUCUUGAGGCAAGGCUGCGCAAAGUGGUGACGGCUUAGUUGUUGUUGACUUGAGCUCUGCCCCGUCUUUAGCAUUGGACUUGUCAAGGCGAAAGUCUGAGUUGCACACACUUCUAUCUGCACAAGUCAUACAUACAGAAACAGGAAUAAACUUUACACACAGUG